AUGGGCUUCGAGAGGCUUGUACGAUUCAUCCCGCGCGGGGAAGUCGACCGGGUGCUUAUUGGAGAACCUAUCAUGAGUAACUGGGAUAUAGGAAAUGCCGUACGCGAAGGCGAUACUGUACAGGUCUGGGUGUUUAGUGGAACUUCUGUCUUAGAUCCCGGGGAGCCAAACGGCAAGAUCGAGAUCAUCGGCCGCCUCUUAUCGCCGGUGUCUGCGGCAGAGGUCGGGACUAUCAGAUGUAUCGGGCUGAAUUAUGUAUCACACGCCAAAGAAGCGAAUAUGAAGGUUCCGGACGUACCUCUGUUGUUCAUGAAGCCGGCUACGGCAUUGGCAGAUCCCUGGCCUGCACGUAUCAUCAUCCCGAAGCACACGUUAAAGGAUGACAGUGCGGACUACGAAGCUGAGCUUGCAAUCGUAAUCGGGAAGACAUGUAAGAAUGUGAGUGAGUCGGAGGCGCUGGACUAUGUUCUCGGCUAUACGGCCGCCAACGACGUAUCUAGCAGGGUGGCACAGUUGGCACAGAGCCAAGCGUGCUAUUCCAAGGGCUUCGACAGCGCCUGUCCGCUAGGCCCGGUCCUUGUCUCAGCAGCAGUGAUGCCCGAUCCUAGCACUUUCACCAUUCGAGGGUUAAAGAAUGGUGAAGUGGUGCAGAGCUCCAGUCUAAGUUCAUCCAGUGAUAUGGUCUUCAACUGCGCGAAGCUGGUGAGCUUCGUAUCGCAGGGGACCACGCUACCUGCAGGGACCGUCAUCAUUACGGGAACGCCUGCAGGAGUAGGCUUCGGGAAGGUGCCACCCGAUUAUCUUCACGAUGGCGACGAGUUCGUGGUGGAGAUAUGGCCUCAUAUUGGAAGUUUAUAUUCUGUGUUCCAGACCGAAAAAUAG
Daldinia childiae is the source of this 882-nucleotide messenger RNA. RefSeq lists its product as uncharacterized. The record is from RefSeq and is a predicted model, not a curated record. Bases 1 to 882 code for a protein of 293 amino acids. NCBI's taxonomy places the organism in Eukaryota, Fungi, Ascomycota, Sordariomycetes, Xylariales, Hypoxylaceae. The transcript has 6 exons. Gene Ontology annotation, molecular function: acetylpyruvate hydrolase activity.